UCCGUGGGCGUGUCACCACCAUGUUGACCAAGUUUGAGACCAAAUCCCCCCGGGUGAAGGGCUUGGCCUUCCAUCCUAAGCGGCCUUGGAUUCUGGCGAGUUUGCACAAUGGAGUGAUUCAGCUAUGGGAUUACCGUAUGUGCACGCUCUUGGAAAAGUUCGAUGAGCACGAAGGUCCGGUGCGCGGGAUCGGCUUCCACGCCCAACAACCUCUGUUCGUCUCUGGCGGCGAUGACUACAAAAUCAAGGUCUGGAACUACAAACUCAAACGCUGUCUGUUCCAUCUAUUGGGCCAUUUGGACUACAUCCGCACCACGGUGUUCCACCACGAAUAUCCCUGGAUCCUCUCGGCCUCCGACGAUCAAACCAUUCGAAUCUGGAAUUGGCAAUCCCGAGCCUGUAUCUCGGUCUUGACCGGGCACAAUCAUUACGUGAUGUGCGCCCUGUUCCAUCCUUCCGAUGAUUUGGUGUGCUCGGCUUCCUUGGACCAGACUGUCCGCGUGUGGGAUAUCUCGGGCUUGCGGAAGAAGAACGUGGCUCCCGGUCGCGGGGGUCUGGACGAUCACAUGCGCAACCCGAACUCGACGGAUCUGUUCGGUCAAGCGGACUGCGUGGUCAAGCACGUGCUCGAGGGUCACGACCGAGGGGUCAAUUGGGCCUCGUUUCACCCGAGCAUGCCGUUGAUCGUGUCGGGCGCAGAUGAUCGUCAAAUCAAGCUCUGGCGGAUGAAUGAUUCGAAGGCUUGGGAAGUGGACACGUGUCGUGGCCACUACAACAACGUGUCGAGCGUCAUUUUCCACCCGCGCCAAGACCUGAUCAUCUCCAACUCCGAGGAAAAGUCGAUCCGCGUGUGGGACACGGCCAAGCGCACGUGUCUCCACACUUUCCGUCGGGAGCACGAUCGCUUCUGGAUUGUGGCGGCUCAUCCCAGCCUGAACUUGUUCGCGGCCGGUCACGACUCCGGCAUGGUGGUGUUCAAAUUGGAAAGAGAGCGACCCGCCUACGCUUUACACGGCAAUCUUCUGUACUACGUCAAGGAGCGAUAUCUGCGCAAAUUGGACUUCACCACCCAAAAGGAUCGGGCCGUGUUGCAAUUACGAGGCGGCGGCUCCCUCAAGCCGGUCUACAGCAUGAGCUACAAUCCCGCCGAGAACGCGGUGCUCGUGGUGAACCGAUCCUCCAGUCUGGAGAAUAGUGUCUACGAUCUGUACUCGAUCCCCAAAGAGUCGGACGGACAGAAUCCGGACGCGCCCGAGGGCAAGCGGUCCUCUGGAAUCACGGCCAUUUGGGUGGCCCGAAAUCGAUUCGCCGUGUUGGACCGAUCCCAUUCGUUGAUCAUCAAGAACCUGAAGAAUGAGGUGACGAAGAAGGUGCAAACGCCCAAUUGCGAUGAGAUCUUCUAUGCCGGCACCGGGAUGCUCUUGUUGCGGGAUAACGAUAGUGUCACUCUUUUUGAUGUGCAGCAAAAAAGGAACCUGGGCAAUGUCAAGAUUCCCAAAUGCCGGUAUGUGAUCUGGUCGCCGGAUAUGACCACCGUGGCCCUCUUGUCCAAGCAUAACAUCACCAUCUGCAAUCGGAAACUCCAGAGCUUGUGCAGCAUCUUCGAGAACACUCGCGUCAAGUCUGGAACGUGGGAUGACUCUGGCGUGUUCAUCUACACCACCUCCAAUCACAUCAAGUACGCCAUCACUAACGGCGAUCAUGGCAUCAUCCGAACGCUCAAUCUCCCGGUCUACCUGACCCGAAUCAAGGGCGACAAGGUGUUCCUCCUCGAUCGGGAAUGCAAGCCUUGCACCAUGACCAUCGACACCACGGAGUAUCGCUUCAAGUUGGCCUUGAUUCAUCAGAAAUACGACGAAGUGCUCCACAUGGUCCGAAACGCCAAACUCGUGGGCCAAAGUAUCAUCGGCUACCUGCAGAAGAAGGGCUAUCCCGAAGUGGCUCUCCACUUUGUCAAGGACGAGAAGACCCGAUUCGCCCUGGCUUUGGAGUGCAUGGAUAUCGAUGUGGCCUUGGAGGCCGCCAAAGCUCUGGACGACAAGGAUUGCUGGGACAAAUUGGGCGAAGCGGCUCUCAUGUUGGGCAACCAUCAAGUGGUCGAGAUGUGCUACCAACGCACCAAGAACUUUGACAAGCUCUCAUUCCUGUACUUGAUCACCGGCAAUCUGGAGAAACUCCGCAAGAUGAUGAAGAUUGCCGAGAUCCGGAAAGACAGUUCCGGUCACUUCCAGAACGCCCUCUACUUGGGCGAUGCCGCCGAGCGGAUCAAGAUCCUCAAGACUUGCGGCCAAGACUCCUUGGCCUAUCUGACAGCCAAAACCCAUGGCCUAGAGGAAGCGGCCCAAGAGAUCAAAGCCGCCCACGAUCCGGAGAUCCCUCUGCCCGAAGCGGAUCUCAACGCCCGGCCCAUUCAACCUCCGCCACCCAAAAGUCACAUGGAGGAAAACUGGCCUUUGCUGACCGUCUCCAAAGGCUUCUUCGAGGGCAUGCGAGCGGUUCGGGGCGGAGCCGCACCUGGCGGCAAGGGCGGAGUAAUAGGUGGAGCCCUGGCCAUGGAGGACACGGACAUGGAGGAUGUGGGUGCCGGAGCCGGUUGGGGCGAUGAUGACUUGGGGCUAGAGGGUGAUGACGACCCCCUGGGCGGAGAGGACGAAUUCAAGAGUGCUGAUGGCGAGGAUGCGGCCGAAGAGGCCGGUGGAGGCUGGGAUGUGGAUGACGAGGACUUGGACUUGCCCACCGAUCUCGAGCCGUCUGCGGCCAACAUCAAUGCCUCGGGAGGGGAUGAUGACCAUGCAGGUUAUUUUGCUCCUCCUACCAAGGGCAAUAGUCCAGCUCAAAAUUGGGCCAAUAACUCCUCACUGCCGGUGGAUCAUAUUGUGGCGGGAUCGUUCGAAUCCGCUUGCCGACUUCUCCACGAUCAAGUGGGCGUGGUCAACUUCGAGCCCUACAAAUCGCUGUUCCUGACCAACUUUGCUCGUAGCCGUACCACCUUCUUGGCUUUGCCGGGAUUGCCCGCUCUUAACGGAUAUCCGCAGAGCAAUUGGAAAGAAGCCGGUCCCAAGAAUGGCUUGCCCGCCGUGGGAUUACGACUCAAUGAUCUGGUUCAACGACUACAAUCCUGCUAUCAGUUGACCACAUCCGGCAAAUUCAACGAUGCCAUUCCCAAAUUCCGUAGCAUCCUACUGAGUAUCCCUUUGCUGGUGGUGGAAAGCAAGCAAGAUGAAACCGAAGCCGUUCAGUUGAGGGAGAUUGCCAUGAACUAUCUGGUGGGAUUGAUCAUGGAGACCCGACGAAAAGAGUUGCCCAAAACGUCUUUGCCCGAGCAGAUCCGAGUCUGCGAAAUGGCCGCCUAUUUCUCCCAUUGCCACUUGCAGCCCGUGCAUCAGAUUCUCACCCUGAGAACGGCGUGCAAUCUGUUCUUCAAGUUGAAGAACUUCAAAACGGCGGGUUCAUUUGCUCGACGAUUACUCGAGUUGGGACCUAAGCCGGAAGUGGGCCAGCAAACGCGGAAAAUUCUCCAGGCGUGUGAUAAGAAUCCGACGGACGAACACAAGUUGGACUAUGACGAGUUCAAUCCGUUCGACAUUGAUGCGGCCGAAUUUAAGCCCAUCUACCGAGGAGCCGAGAAAUUGGAAUGCCCGUUUUGCGGGGCCAAAUACAGCCCCCAAUCCAACAACACCACGUGUAAAAUCUGUUUGGUCGGUUUGGUGGGCAAAUCCACCCAAGGACUCAAGAUUCGUCGAAAGAUUCACUAAGAACCCACCCGACCUAUGUAUCCCCUUUUACCUGCGUAUUUUUUUUUUUUUUUAUGUAUCGAGUUAUAAUUUAUUUCACGCGUUGGCCAAUAUAUUUACAGUUUGGAUGCCAUGACAACUGGCCGAUUCGUUUGAUAUCAAA
Messenger RNA from Tigriopus californicus, 3897 nucleotides. RefSeq names its product coatomer subunit alpha-like (gene alphaCOP). Gene Ontology annotation, molecular function: protein binding; structural molecule activity. Gene Ontology annotation, biological process: retrograde vesicle-mediated transport, Golgi to endoplasmic reticulum; intracellular protein transport; endoplasmic reticulum to Golgi vesicle-mediated transport. NCBI's taxonomy places the organism in Eukaryota, Metazoa, Arthropoda, Copepoda, Harpacticoida, Harpacticidae. The record is from RefSeq and is a predicted model, not a curated record. Gene Ontology annotation, cellular component: COPI vesicle coat.